Messenger RNA from Sphenostylis stenocarpa, 813 nucleotides. Lineage: Eukaryota; Viridiplantae; Streptophyta; Magnoliopsida; Fabales; Fabaceae. The record is from the annotation of a GenBank genome assembly.
AUGGAGGAGUCUUCUUACACCGGUCUUCCCACUAGCCACUUGCUCGGUUCAGUUCCUGCUGUCAUUACCGAAGAAAAUAAUACCAAUAAACAUGUGGCCACUGAUGCGAGUAUGCAAGUAUUCCCUCCCAACAACGGAGGAGGCAGAGGACCCGGUUACCAAACUCUUGGCAGUCCUGCUGAAGUUUUUGAACAACAGCCAGCAAACAAUUGGAGGGGAGUCUUUAGCAUCUCAUCUUAUUCACAGUAUUUCAAUGUGGACACGGAUGUUGUCUUAAUCAGAUUGAUAAGUUCCUUGAAUCCAGUUGCUGGAGACUUUUUCAGCAAGAUAGAUGCUAACCCUGAUUUAUAUGGGCUUAUAUGGAUCUCAACAACAUUGGUAUUUGUGCUUGCCUCACUUGGAAAUCUGGCCACGUACCUUAUGCAAAAACAUGCUGAUAACAGUAGCUCUUGGACCUUUGAUGUCAGCUAUAUGAACGUGGCUGCUUGCUCCAUCUAUGGCUAUGCAAUUGUGGUCCCUUUGGCAUACUAUUUCUUCCUUCAGUAUAUGGGUUCAAAUGCAAGCCUUAUUAGAUUUUGGUGUAUGUGGGGGUAUUCUCUCACCAUUUUCAUCAUCUCUUCGUUCCUGUUGAUAAUUCCUGUUGAGUUUCUUCGGUGGGUUAUAAUACUCCUUACGGGCGUUGCCUCGGCAAGCUUUGUUGCUUUAAACCUGAGGUCUUAUAUGGAAGGCAAUGAGCUGUCAGUGGCGAUUAUUGCAGCAUUUUCAUUGCAAAUAGCUUUGGCAAUCUUCAUCAAGGUUUGGUUCUUUCCCUAG